Molecule: messenger RNA, 964 nt
Organism: Lactuca saligna
Lineage: Eukaryota; Viridiplantae; Streptophyta; Magnoliopsida; Asterales; Asteraceae
Source: the annotation of a GenBank genome assembly
AUGCAGUCGCAACACCGCCGACACGACAUCAACCGAAUUCCACCACCACUUCAAACCAACAAUAUAGUUGAGUCUUCAUCCCCUACCAGACCAGCAACAAUAACUCGACCAAAAUCAUCCCCCGCAUGUGCUGAUGUCAUGGCCUCAACAGGGGUUGUUUGGCUCCUUUCCUCAACAACUAUAAUAGCAAGUGGGGUUCUCUCAUCAGCCAAGACUUGGGAAAACCCAAAAUUUGCUUCAUCUCCUUCCGUGUUGGAAUCAAGAACCACGCCCCUUUCCUUGUACUCAAUUUCUCCUUUAAAGAAGCCUUACAAAGUUGGAUUAUACCCAACUUCUCCAAUCAUUCUCUCUGUUCUUUUCUUGAUUUUGACAGAAAGCAAUCAGAGUGCAGAUAUGGCUAAAUGCUCGUUCAAGCUCGAACACCCAUUGGAGAAGAGGAAAUCUGAAUCCUCUCGCAUCAGAGAGAAGUAUCCUGAUAGAGUUCCAGUGAUUGUUGAGAAAGCUGAAAAAUCGGACAUUCCUGACAUAGACAAAAAGAAAUAUCUAGUGCCAGCUGAUUUGACCAUUGGUCAAUUUGUGUAUGUUGUUCGUAAAAGGAUCAAACUUAGCUCUGAAAAAGCUAUUUUUGUUUUUGUCAAGAACAUGCUCCCACCAACUGCUGCUUUGAUGUCUGCAAUUUAUGAGGAAAACAAGGAUGAAGAUGGAUUCCUCUACAUGAGUUACAGUGGUGAAAACACAUUUGGAUCUUUUGAAAUGUGAUAAUUGUCGAUGUGAUAUGAAAAAAUUGUAAAUUCCUAAUCUGUAAAUGCAAGUAUAUGUUGGUUUCAAUUCGAAUACAUGGUUAUAAUGUGACAGAUUCAAUCAUUUUAUACUCUGAUUCUUGUGCUUUUUUUACAUAUUGUUGAUAUGAUAAAAUGAAAGUGUGUUAUGAAUGAAGGAUAAGCUUCUUUUCUAAAGUACAAAC